AUGGUAGUGGAGAUGAGGGUGACUCUGAUCUUAACUGAGUAUGAGCUACAAAACACCAAAGAUCUGCUGCACAAAAUAGAGGCUGACAAUGAGGCAGAGCUGACAGCAGUGAAGAACAGACUGGCAGCCGCUGAGACUGAAGCUGCAGCACAAGAGGCAGAGCUGGUAGAACUGAAGACAAGGAUGGACACUGAUGAAGCCCAAGUGGAGACCGGACUGUCUGCUAUUCACACAGAGAGCCAGAGCAUUGGGGCUGCUGCUGCUGAUACAGCCACUACCGAGCUGGACGACUCUGAUGAGCUCAGGGAACUCAGAGACAUGGUAAUGGAGCUGAGGGUGACUCUGAGAUUCACUCAGGAUGAUCUGCACAAAAUAGAGGCUGAAAAUGAUGCCCAAGACACAGAGAUGACAGCUGUGAAGACCAGACUGGCUGCAAGUGAAACUGAAGUGGUGAAUCUGAAGAAAGAAGCUGCAGCACAGACAGCUGAUCUGAGGUCAGUUAUUGAGAGACUGGCAGCCACUGAGACUGAUAUGGAGGCCGUGAAGAAAGACACUGCAGCACAAGAGGCAGAGCUGGUAGAACUGAAGACAAGGAUGGACACUGGUGAAACCCAAGUGGAGAUCAGACUGUCUGCUAGUGAGACUGAGGUGGAGAAACUCAAAAUGGAACAUGCAGCACAAGAGGCAGAGCUGACAGCAGUGAAGAACAGACUGGCAGCCACUGAGACUGAAGUAGUGAAUCUGAAGAAAGAGAUUAGAGAGAAACCCAAAGUGGCAUUCUCAGCAGGUCUGACUAACUCAGGAAGAAUAGAGUCUGGGACCACUGAGCUGAACUUGGUCUUCACUAGAAUCAUCACCAAUGUUGGACAGGCCUACAACGACAUGACCGGCUACUUCACAGCUCCAGUCAGGGGAGUCUACUACUUUAGAUUCACAGUCAUGGACUUCCCAGAACACUAUGUGCAAAUCAGGAUGUAUAAGAAUGGAAAGGAGGUCAUGUUUUUGUGGGAGAGAAAUUCUGAAGGUCCAUCCUAUGUCUCCAGUGGUGUGACUCUGCAGUUGGAGGCGGGAGAUGUAGUUAACAUGAGACUCCCUAAAGGCUACAAGCUCACUGAUAGUUCUAAUAAUCACUGCACUUUCAGUGGCUUCCUGCUCUUUCCUCUUUGAAGGAAACACACUGCCAUGUGCCCAUGUUGUCAAAUGAUAAAUGAUAUGCUUCAUGAUCAUGCUCAAAUAAAGCACUUUUAAACUUGAA
Clupea harengus (Atlantic herring) is the source of this 1255-nucleotide messenger RNA. RefSeq lists its product as uncharacterized. Lineage: Eukaryota; Metazoa; Chordata; Actinopteri; Clupeiformes; Clupeidae. The transcript is spliced from 2 exons. The record is from RefSeq and is a predicted model, not a curated record. The coding region runs from base 1 to 1167 and encodes 388 amino acids.